This is a messenger RNA of Parasteatoda tepidariorum (common house spider), 619 nucleotides long. The record is from RefSeq and is a predicted model, not a curated record. NCBI's taxonomy places the organism in Eukaryota, Metazoa, Arthropoda, Arachnida, Araneae, Theridiidae.
AAAUAUAUCUUUAGAUUGGCUUAAGAUUUAACUACUACGUUACAAGAAUGGUUCGCCUUGGCGCUGGUGUUACGCAAACAAAUGCUUUAGCUGAUUCUUGUACUUAUAUCGAAAAUACUUUACAAGUUCUGUAUUUGAACUUAAAACCAGAAUUAUUUUACAUCGUUUUGAGGCACAUGUGGAUAAUUGUUGUUAUAUAUUUGUCUGAAUCCUUGGCUGGUCUUCAGGGAUCUUGUUUAUUUUUAUUUGGAAAUACGAAGGGGAUUUAUUUAUUAAUCUAUCAAGCAUUAGGACAACUUCAGUCAAUAUUUCAUUGUGAUGGACGUGGACUAUCCAAUAUGGAAUUAAUAAACGAAAUAUAUCUGAACAUGAAAUUAAAAAUUGAAAGUAAAUUGGAAAUAAAGGAACGUUGAUAGAAACGCAAGAUGAUCUAAUACCUGUUUUAUGUGGGACAAAUAUGUACAUAUCUGAACUGUAAAAAAUUAGUUAUAAGCAUCUUCAAAGAAUGUUCUUCAAAAUUUUUGUCCAAGAAUACAUGUUUUUGCAUUUCUUUCAAGCAAUGUAAAUUAGUAAGAAAUAAAUAUUUCAACAAAAUUAUAUUUGUUUUUGGUGUCAAUUU